This is a messenger RNA of Cetraspora pellucida, 178 nucleotides long. Lineage: Eukaryota; Fungi; Glomeromycota; Glomeromycetes; Diversisporales; Gigasporaceae. The record is from the annotation of a GenBank genome assembly.
AUUAAAAGGCUCAAUACUAAAUACAAACAACUGGCCUUGGAAUUUGUCAGAUCUUACAAUUGGAGACUGGCCAGGUUCCCAAUUUUCAGUUAAGAAUGCAACUGAUUUCUUAAAGACUCAAUUGAUUUUACCUACAGCAGUUCAAACUCCAGUCGAUACUAGCUAUCCUUUCACCUGA